Molecule: messenger RNA, 1560 nt
Organism: Micromonas pusilla CCMP1545
Lineage: Eukaryota; Viridiplantae; Chlorophyta; Mamiellophyceae; Mamiellales; Mamiellaceae
Exons: 2
Coding region: 1-1560 (519 amino acids)
Cellular component (GO): cytoplasm
Molecular function (GO): guanyl-nucleotide exchange factor activity
Source: RefSeq, a predicted model, not a curated record
AUGGUCAAGCGCGGACGCGACGACGAUGGCGCCGUCGCCCCCGCUCCCGCGGUCGAGCCCGCGCGACAGCGUCACUACCUCGCGAUCCGCAGGGCGCUCAACGAUCAGUUCGUCGCGGACCUGACGCGGAAGCUGACGCAGAAUCCCACGCGAAGGUUCGACAAAGAGGUCGCGGACUACGAGAAGUUCUCCAGGCAGCUCCGGAACGAAUACGCGGACGUCGCCGCGGCGAUCGAACGAGACGCCGCGGCGACGUUCGCCGCCGCGGGCGCGAUCGCGAAGCACGGCGAGUCCUUCCUCUGGGGCACCGGCGACGCCGGGCAGCUCGGAUUCGGCGAAGACGUCAUGGAGCUGUCCCGACCGAAACUCCUCAACACGCUGCCGUCAGCGACGUCCGUGCUGAAAGUCGUCUGCGGCGGCAUGCACACGCUGUGGAUCGUCGACGGUGGUCUGGUGUACUCCGCGGGCGUCAACGACGAGGGCGCGCUCGGGAGGAAGGCGAACAAGGAUGACGCGGACGCGGAGACGAAGCCCGGGCCCGUGCGACUCCCCGGCGGCGCCGCGGCGGUGGAUCUCUCCACCGGGGACUCGCACGUCGCCGUCGUCACCUCCGACGGCGCCGUCGUCGCGUGGGGCACGUUCCGGACGUCGAGCGGCCUGUGGGCGUUCACCCCGGAUCAGCAGAUCGCGCGGAGUCCGAUCACGGUGUACUCGCCGGAGACGCGGGCCGGGCGGAUCGCGAGCGUCGCGAGCGGGACGGAUCACGUCAUCGCGAGAACCGCCGGCGGCGACAUCUACUCCUGGGGCUGCGGCGAGAAAGGACGGCUCGGGCGCCUGCCCCCCGCGGACGCGGACAACACGAGCAAACGUGACGCGUCCGCGAAGACGAAGCUGCUGACGGCGUGUAAGGUGCCGAACCUCCCCGAGGGCGGCGUCACCGCGAUCGCGGCGGGGAGCUACCACUCGUUGGCGUUCGUCGCGGGCGCGAAGGAGGUGUACGCGUGGGGUUUGAACUCGUACGGGCAGCUCGGUCUCCCGUACGACAUGAACGAGGCGGGUUCGAACCAGGUGGAGUACUUCCCGAAGCGCGUGGCGCCGCUGUGCGGAAGAGGGUUCGUCGCCGGCGACGGCGGGGAGAAUCACACGGUGCUUUUGGACGACGGCGGGAAGGUGUACGCGCUCGGUCGAAGCGCGUACGGCCGACUCGGGCUCCCCGGGAUCGACGAGAUGAGCGACGAGCCGCGCUCGAGCGCGGAGCACGUCGUCGGGGUCUCGAAGAAGGCGACGAAGGUUGUCGCGGGAGGGAGCACGUCCGCGUGCGUGACGGACGACGGCGACGCGUACGUGUGGGGGUACGGCGAUUUGGGGCAACUCGGCCGCGGGUCGGAUCAGUCGGACGCGUUGACGCCGGUGAGGCUGGCGCCGACGAAGGCGAUGGGCGGUAAGCGCGUCGUGGACGUCUCGUUCGGGGGGCAGCACACCGCGGCGUUGUGUUUGCCUCCGAAGGGGAGCGAGGGGACGCCGAUCGCGAAGCGCACGCGCGGCGCGGGCGCCGCGUGA